Brachypodium distachyon (stiff brome) is the source of this 1322-nucleotide messenger RNA. Its product is annotated as zinc finger HIT domain-containing protein 3. Lineage: Eukaryota; Viridiplantae; Streptophyta; Magnoliopsida; Poales; Poaceae. The transcript has 8 exons. The record is from RefSeq and is a predicted model, not a curated record. Bases 464 to 943 code for a protein of 159 amino acids. Gene Ontology annotation, molecular function: protein binding. Gene Ontology annotation, biological process: box C/D snoRNP assembly; snoRNA localization; maturation of LSU-rRNA from tricistronic rRNA transcript (SSU-rRNA, 5.8S rRNA, LSU-rRNA). Gene Ontology annotation, cellular component: pre-snoRNP complex; nucleus.
CUUCCCUGCCCUGGCCCAUCUCCCUGCCGAGCGCCCCGACGGCCCAACCAGGUAGCUCCUUGUCUUCCUCCUCGUGCGAGCGCCGCCACCGCUGCCGAGCGCCCCAGCCCCCUAGCUCCGUGGCUCGUCUUCCUCCUCGUGCGAGCGCCUCCACAGCAGAUAUCUAUCUCCCCUGCUCUCGUUCCCGAACGUUUCUCCUCCCAUCACCCUACGAACAGAUCCCGCCCUUUAGCUUCCCGUUGCAUCUCCUUAAUCUUCCCCAAUUCGUAACUGAGGCAAAAAUCAAGGUAGGGCGGCCGCCCUACCUUGCCCUACCGGGUCCUCCGCCCUUGGCUACAGUUGCUUUCUCUGGCAGAAGACCGUGAAGAUUUGUCCUGGGAAUGGGAGGGGGGAGCUGCGAUGUGUGCAAGGAGGCGCCGUCCAAGUACAAGUGCCCCACUUGCCGCACGCCCUAUUGGACCUAAUGUACUGUCUCAUCGUCCCUUGCAGUUGCUCUGUAACAUGCUUUAAAAAGCACAAAGGUGAGUUUUGCCAAAAGAUAAUUCCUCAGGAAGAAAAAAUUAGCAAGUCACCGCUGGAGGAGGAAGUUGCAAGGAGCUCUGUGUUACUGGAAGAUGGAAUAAGUUCUGGAGACAAGGAUCAGCUUCCCUCGUUACCACCGGACACAACCUGCUCCACACUAUCUCCAAACACAGUGUCAGUGUGCUCUACAAAAUCUCUUGAAGUUGAGGAUCCAAGCUGGCUUGUUGACAGGAAUAGAUUGAGGUCUUUAGCGGAAUCAAAUGAAAUACAAGAUGCUCUCAAGGACCCUGAACUGCACAAAUUGGUACUUCAAAUUGAUGGCUCUUCAGAACCAGAAAAGGAAUUGGAGAAAUUGUUGGAAGAACCAGCUUUUCAACAGUUCACCAAUAAGAUCCUUGACAUUGUUAGUCCACAAAAGUGAGCAAGUCCAGGCAAAACGAUAGGGAGCACUCAGAGCAAUUUCAUCUCAGCGUUUUCUCUCUGAAGAUGAGACCAGUAGUAUGAAACCAUCACCAGUGAAGGGAAAUAGCUAAUUCUAAAAAAAGUUGAAUCAUCCAAGAUAUUUCUGCUGUGGUAGUAACAUGAUCAUGCUACAUCUCACUUUACCAUGACAGUUAUGUCAAUCAAGGAAAAGCAAGAGUACUAUUGUCGACAUGAUGUCUCCUUUGUGCUGUAUCAUUUGAUUUACGUAUGUUACUGUGGCGUUAUGUGAAACGAAAAGGGUGCUGAAAAAAGAGGUGAAAGCCAGAUGGAUGAUAUAAACUUUAAAGGGAAGAAAAGAAAAGUGCUUUGUGUUGAAA